AUGGGGACUGGGAAGCAGAGGUGGAAAAUUUACUUUCACAAGUCACCAUCCGCGCUAUUCCUCCUCAAAAAGCAAUGCCCAUCUAUUCCAAACGAGUUUCUGUGUCCAAUAUCGGGUGCUUUAAUGGCGGAUCCUGUUAUAGUAUCCUCUGGCCACACUUUUGAACGGAAUUGCGUUCAUGCUUGCGUUUCACUAUCCUUCAAACCCAAAUUGGCCGAUGGUUCCAGCCCCGAUUUCUCCACCAUCAUACCCAAUCUCGCCCUUAAAUUCACCAUCAUCAAUUGGUGCCGGACCCAUCUCAUCGACCCACCUAAACCCAUUGAUUUUUACUCAGCAGAAAAAAUCGUCAGUACAUUAAUUCACCACAAUAGUGCGGAUGACGGAACUGAGUUAACUCGGACUCCAAGUCAGGUGUCGAUAACUAGUUCGGAAGAAUCGGUGACGCCCAGAAACGGGUUCCUCACUCCCUUAACGCUAAAAACUCGACCCACUUGUUAUUCAUCAUCCUCUUCCUCAGAUAUGGAAAUCUUAAAUUCUAGCUCACUGGAAGAUGAAGAACUCAUUAUGAAAUUGAGAAGUUGUGAGGUUUCUGAACAGGAAGAGGCUUUAACUUCACUUCGAAAACUGACUCGCACCAAGGAGGAAACCCGACUCUAUCUUUGUACUCCGAGAUUACUCUCGGCCCUCAAAUCAUUGAUUACCUCGAGAUAUUCAUCGUUGCAAGUGAAUGCAGUGGCGGUGUUGGUGAAUCUGUCUCUGGAGAAACAAAACAAAGUGAAGAUCCUACGGUCUGGGAUUGUUCCACCGGUGAUUGAUGUUCUAAGGGGAGGGUUCCCUGAGGGUCAAGACCAUGCAGCCGGUGUACUCUUCAGUUUAUCCCUCGAUGAUCAGAACAAAACUGCCAUUGGUGUUUUGGGCGCGUUGCCACCGCUUCUCCACGCCCUCCGAUCCGACUCGGAGCGGACUCGCCACGACUCGGCUUUGGCUUUGUAUCACCUUUCUUUAGUGCAGAGCAAUCGGGUCAAAAUGAUCAAACUCGGGGCGAUCCAGAUUUUAUUGGGCAUGAUGAAAUCGGGUCACAUGACGAGUCGGGUCCUUUUAACUCUAUGUAACUUAGCUGCCAGUGUGGAAGGAAGGACAGCAAUGCUGGAUAGUGGUGGGGUGGACUGUUUAGUGAGUAAGCUUAGUCAAGACGAGUUUGAAUCCGAGUCGACUCGGGAGAGUUGCUUGGCAGCGUUGUAUGGGCUGAGCUAUGGCGGAUUGAGGUUCAAGGGGUUGGCGAAGGAGGCGGGGGCGGAGGAAGUGUUGAGAAAGGUGGAGGCAAUGGGGAACGAGCGGGCGAGGGAGAAGGUGACGAGAAUUCUUGAGGUGUUGAGGGCGAAAGACUCGGAGGAUGAGGAAAUCGAUUGGGAAGAGUUGCUUAACUCGGAGGAUACAGUGUCAGCACACAGAAUCUAA
Molecule: messenger RNA, 1458 nt
Organism: Fraxinus pennsylvanica
Lineage: Eukaryota; Viridiplantae; Streptophyta; Magnoliopsida; Lamiales; Oleaceae
Source: the annotation of a GenBank genome assembly